Cygnus atratus (black swan) is the source of this 690-nucleotide messenger RNA. RefSeq lists its product as uncharacterized. Gene Ontology annotation, molecular function: structural constituent of cytoskeleton. Lineage: Eukaryota; Metazoa; Chordata; Aves; Anseriformes; Anatidae. The coding region runs from base 1 to 690 and encodes 229 amino acids. The transcript is spliced from 2 exons. Gene Ontology annotation, cellular component: intermediate filament. The record is from RefSeq and is a predicted model, not a curated record.
AUGACCUCACUUCAUAACAACCCACCUCUCUCAUGCUUUGGCCGCGUCUGCCGACUGCCCGCAAACGCACUUGCCAUGCAAAUCCAUCCAAAGAGCCACCCUCACUUAAAAGCUGCCGCCAAGGCCACAGAGACACAUGCUCAACAGGAGAAAAGAACACGAGAGCGUUGUGGAAAUGACAACAUGCCCCACCUCAUUACUUGCCAGGCUUUAGCAUGUAAGAGCAGCUCACGCCAAAUGCUGUCAUGCGCAAAGGCUCUCUUGCCCCGCGGGCACUCACGGACCAGCAUAAAAGCCGGCCCUGCGACUCGCACCCUCACACAAUCCUCCCGACGCCUUCUCCCUCCAGGGACCCUCCACACCACAGACAUGUCCUGCUACGACAUCUGCCGCCCCUGCGGACCCACCCCGCUGGCUAACAGCUGCAACGAGCCCUGUGUCAGGCAGUGCGAGGACUCCCGCGUCGUCAUCCAGCCUCCUGCCGUGCUGGUCACCCUGCCAGGACCCAUCCUCAGCUCCUUCCCCCAGAACACCGCCGUUGGAUCCUCCGCAUCAGCUGCCGUGGGCAGCAACCUUAGCGCCCAGGGAGUGCCCAUCUCCUCCGGGGGAUUCGGAGGCUUUGGCCUUGGAGGCUUUGGCUUCGGAGGUCUUGGCUGCAUCAACGGCGGAAGAGCCUGCUACCCCUGCUAA